AUGCCAGUGGAGAGCCAAGAGUUUUCGGGUUCUUCUGGGCUGUCCGAUGGGCAUGACACGGCAGAAAUAUCCGCUCCCUCCGAAGCCCUGCAGAAGCCCUUUGUAGUCAGGAUAUUUGACAUGCACAACCAGCCAGAUGAGACCGAGGAGUGUGCAGAGUCCCACCAGAUCUCCGAGCCCCACGAGCCCUAUGAGCUCUACCAGCCCUGUGAGCCCCACAGGCCCCUAAAACUCCAUGCACCCUACGAGCCUCAUCCACCCUGUGAGGCCCGCAAGCCCCAUAAGCCCCAGGGGCCACAUGCUCCCCGCGAGCCCCACAAGCCCCACGAAGUCGAGUUGCUUCCCAGAGCUGGCGUGAUGAUCUCCCCGUCUCUGCUGACCAGAUUCCUGCCACGGCUUCCGCCAUCUUCCCUGAGAGAUCAUGGUCCCUGUGACUUUGUAAGGAAAUGUUCUUUUUCUAGGAAGACAAUUCAAGAUCUUUCUAGGCCUAAGAAACAAUGGGGAGCCCCAGAUAGAAAACUGUUUUGGGGAAAUCAAGAUCCUAUUUGCCCUGUUUCCUGGAAUGCUUUGAAGGCUCCACUGACCAAAAGGCUUGAGAACCUUGCCCAGCCUAAGGAAGUCUCCCACCGAUAUGUACCUAACAGGGUUCAGUAUUAUUACAGCUGUGGUAGAGAGUCUGUAAUCUGGGAGAUCCCUUCUCCUGCACUGUUUUGCCAACCUUCCAAAAGGAUCCAGAAGCUGGCACAGCCCAACAGAUUCAAGAAAGGGCCCUUCAGUGAUUACUUAAGAGAUUCUCUUCAAAUCUCUGAUCCUUCUCCCUGGAUAUUACAACUCUCAAUAGCCAAAGUCACAAAUCCAAACUGUAUUCCUCCAAAAAGCACUGAAACCAAAAUUGCAACAUCUGCCCUGACUGCUGUUGCAACUCCAAGAACUGUAGACCUUGGCCAUCCAAGGAUUAAGAUAGAGGGUCUGGGCUUUGAAAGAGAAAGAAGUGAAAUGCCCAUCCAUCCUAUAUCCUGUGCUGCCUUGCUCGCCAAACCUAGCCCUCGAAUACUAGCUCUAGCCAAGGCCAGGCCUCUUCAUCAAGAUUAUUUACCUCCCCGUGAUGCCUACUGGCCAGUAUCUUGUGCCACUAUCCAUUCCAAGAUAUCUCCCAGAAUUCAAGAACUAGCUAAUCCAAAUACAAGGACUCCUGUGCAUACUGUAUAUUACGAUCCAGAAGUCUUUAAAGUCAAGCCAGCUGCUUUGAAAACGCGGUGUUCUCCAAGGAUCCAUGAGUUGGCACAACCUCUUACGCGUUAAACACAGAAAGCCACAUCAGUCAAACUCAUUAUGUUUCUAGAAGACAUAUUAGAUGACUUAGUUCCCUUGUCUGGUACUAUCAGUUUAUAGCCCCCACUCCCUCAAAACACGCGAGACCUCUAGGGAACACCACUGCUGCUGUUACCUGUAAUCAUGUCUUUAUCAGGUCUGGGGACUCCAGCAUGCAAUAGAAGAGAAAAUGAUAACCUGCCUUAUCAUCCUUACUAUCUCCUCACGUGCAUCUCGGCUGUCUCAUUGCUCUGACUGACCUGAAGAUACAUUCUUCCUUAUAUUUGCUGGUUUUGCUUUUCUUUUCCCAGUGAGAUCUGUGUUCUCCAGUAGCUGAUCUCACCUCAGUGCCUUCUCUAAUAAAUCCUGAGAACUGAAAUCAUUCCUUGUGUUACUUUUCCAACGUCCCCUCAUUACCAAGAAAUAACACUGAAAUCGUGAAGCCUUUGUGGCUAAAUCAAAAUGCUUUAUAUAAUCUGUAGAUGAAAUUGAGGGAAUAGGUUACCUUAAAUGAUCACAUCUCCACCAACUUCUGUUCCUUCACUCAUACUCAUUGUCAUUUAUCAUGAAUGACAGAAGAAGCUAAACAUUUGAACAUGAUGAAAUGUAUCUAUUAAAAAGUACUCUGAAGAGAUGGACUUCCAGCAAGGUGGCAUGGGAACUCCAGUGACCACACUCUCUAGUGAAUAUUAUUAUUUUUUUAAAUUAAAGCUUCUGGAAAUGGCCCUUAGGACAAACAACAAAUGAAGAAACAUCUAUUCAGGGAUAUCUGUAAAAAUUCAGUAAGAAAGGUGAGAGUCUGUGAUAUUUAAACUACAUGUAAGCAGAUUGUUUCUUGCCAUGAAUUACGGUUCUGUUUUUAAAUUCCUAAAUUAUAUUCACCUUUUGCCUAUUUCCUCCCUUUGACUUGGAUACAAGAAUCUUAGAGCUUGAUGAAUGUAAUGUUCAAACAUGGUGAGCCCCUCAGCAAGUAAAAUUCCUAGCAUCAUGACUAGUCAUAGCAAGAAACCAAGCAAUAACAGCUGCCACCAUCAUCACCUCCUCCACCACCACCGCAGGAGGUUGACAGCUCAUCUGUGCCCCUCUUCUGCUUGGUUUCCGGUAAUUUAAUCUGAAUUUAUUUUUACUUGUUCCAUGGAGUGUAUAUGUGUGUGCAUGUUCAUAAGCAUGUGUGUCUGUAUUUGUCUUUAUUAUGUGUUUGCGUGUAAAUUGAAAACUUCCUGAAUCCUUUAAAGAAGUGGUUAAAUUAUAAUUAAAUAAUCUCAUUGAGGAAUACUGCAGAGGCCUGUGAUUAACUACCAAAAGUUAUAAUAAUUUCGCUAAGAAGCUGAAAUGUCUUCUCACCCCUUUUAGCUGUCGAGUGUAAUAGCUGUAAAUGUCCACCUUUCUGCAGCUUUUAUUCCCAGACUACUGUAUUAACUGUCUCUGUUAAGCCUUGGAGUGAUUUUCAGCUCCCUGUUAGGAGAAAGGUAGAGAAUGUUAUUAGAUUUGUGAAAUUUAGGUAAGUUAAGAUUGUUCAUUUUGGAAUACGGCAUCAAUGAGACUAUUCAUGGUCUAACUAAACUAUUGAAGGAUUUUUUUAAAGCCACUAGUUCAGGAAGGCCUGAAAUUCCUCAGGACACAGGAUGAAGGUUAAAACUGUUUUAUUCUGCCUUACCUGAUAAUAUUCCCUUCUUCCUUCCUCUGGUUCUCGAAAACAAAAUGAAAGCUUAAUUGAAAAUUCCCACUAGAUAAGUUUAAUUAAACAGCAUUUUGUUAUACUUGACUAUCAUUGUACCCCUAACUCAAGCAUCUGAAAAAUUAUUUUCUAUUUUCAUAACUCAAGUAUAGACUAACUUCACAUUGAAUUAAUCAUUAAAGCAAAGCUCAUUAAAAUGGUGAUAUAAAAUAUGUUUUGUUUUGAUUUCUUGAACAGUAGGAAAAAUUAAAUAUAUUCAUCUAAAUAUUCAAAAGAGAAGGUAGUAUUAAAAUUUGUAUGAAGAAAAUCAACUGAC
Messenger RNA from Kogia breviceps (pygmy sperm whale), 3305 nucleotides. NCBI's taxonomy places the organism in Eukaryota, Metazoa, Chordata, Mammalia, Artiodactyla, Physeteridae. The record is from RefSeq and is a predicted model, not a curated record.